AGAUUUCCCUCCCUCUCGCUCUCUCCAUCCAAGGAUUUAUCCUUUCAGCCCUGAUCUCACUUCAUCCCCUCCAAUCCUCAUCUAGCCAUCACAAAGGCAUCACAGAGUUUACAGAGAGAGAGAGAGGGAUCAGAAGGUGCGUAAAGCAGAAAACCUGAAUGAACACUGUCCCGAGGAAAGGCAAGUGGAUAGAGAAUUGGAAAGGUAUAAGAAUUACAAAUAGAGCGGAGAAACGACCAAGAGGAACGGGAGUUUUCCCCAGCAUUCUCUUGGAUCUACUGACCUCACUUCCUGUCUGUGUCUGUGGGUGAUCGUGCCUGACAACCGUUGCCAUGGGUGAAAUGGAGCAACUGCGAAAGGAGGCGGAGAGCCUGAAGGAUGACAUCACUGCGGCCCGUAAAGCAGUGCAGGACCUGACGCUGCAGGAUCAUGUGGCGGGGACAGCUGUUGUGGGACGUGUCCAGCUAAAGACCAGGAAGACAUUGAGAGGACAUCUGGCCAAAAUCUAUGCCAUGCACUGGGGGACAGAUUCAAAGCUGUGUGUCAGUGCAUCUCAAGACGGUAAACUGAUUGUAUGGGACAGCUACACCACCAAUAAGGUGCAUGCAAUCCCCCUGAAGUCCUCAUGGGUGAUGACAUGUUCGUACGCACCUUCAGGAAACAUGGUGGCAUGUGGAGGACUUGACAACAUGUGCUCCAUCUAUAACCUGAAGGCUAAAGAUGGUAACGUGAAGGUCAUGCGUGAGCUCGCAGAACACACAGGUUACCUGUCCUGCUGCCGCUUCCUGAGUGACAGUGAGAUCAUCACCAGCUCUGGAGACUGUACCUGUAUUAUGUGGGACAUUGAGACAGGAACAGAGAAGACGGUCUUCGCUGGACAUUUGGGAGACUGUAUGUCUCUGGGUGUUGCUCCUGACUUCAACACUUUCAUCUCAGGAGCUUGUGACUUCACAGCCAAACUGUGGGACAUCCGUGACGGACAGUGCAGACAGACCUUUGCAGGCCAUGAGAGUGACAUCAACGCCAUUGGGUUUUUCCCCAACGGCAAUGCAGUGAUCACAGGUUCAGACGACGCUUCCUGCAAGCUGUACGACCUGCGUUCAGACCAGGAGCUCAUCACGUUCCAGGACUCCAGCAUCAUGUGUGGAGUGACUUCCCUCGCUCCCUCUCUCUCUGGAAGACUCCUCCUCGCUGGGUACGACGACUUCAACUGCAACAUCUGGGACACGCUUAAGGCGGAGAGAGUGGGAGUGUUGUCUGGUCAUGACAACAGAGUGAGCUGUAUCGGCGUGACACCUGAUGGGAUGGCCUGCUGCACAGGAUCAUGGGAUAGCUUUCUGAAGAUCUGGAACUAAAACGCCGUCUCAAAAAGAGGCAAAAUCAGAAUAUGUCAAAGACAGGGUAAAAUGUAAAGGGGACAAUUGAAACAGGACUAUGGGAUAUAGUUGUAUAAGUAGGGAGGGAAAGAGAUGUGUUUGUUGUGCCGUCAGAACGAGAAAGAUUGUGAAUAAGAAAACCUCAUUUAGAGACGGGCUUGAUCUGUAGAAUAGUCUUGUCAAAGAAACCAUGUAAUAACAGAAAACUGUUUUUCAGGGACUGCUAACUGCAAAAGUGGGCAUUUACCAAGCCAUGACCUAUUUGGUGAUUUAGGUAAUUUUUGGAUAGGGUCAUUAACACGAGGGUGUGUUACAGCAUAUUAUCAAUAUAGCAUAUGAAAUAAGUCUUCAACACUAGUUGAAUCAAGCUUACUGAUAUCUAAAUGCAUCCUGUGCUAUCAAACCUACAUGACAGAGGUUGCCAAAAUAGUUCCGCAAGAUCGAGUAUACAAUUUCAGUCUACACAGAAUUUUCACUUUUAUAAAAUGUGGUUUACAAACUAUAGAUAGAUGAAAUGAGUUUUAGUGAGAUUGUCUGAUUGAAACUUCUUUCAAGUUUAGUGUUAGAUUUUUUUGAUUGUGAUUUUCACUGAUAGUGUCAUGUCUUUUUCUGCUUAUUCAGGCCAAUAAAAUAAAAACUACCGACAAA
This is a messenger RNA of Rhinichthys klamathensis goyatoka, 2024 nucleotides long. It is a transcript of the gene gnb3a, whose product is annotated as guanine nucleotide binding protein (G protein), beta polypeptide 3a. Bases 333 to 1355 code for a protein of 340 amino acids. The transcript has 9 exons. Gene Ontology annotation, biological process: G protein-coupled receptor signaling pathway. Lineage: Eukaryota; Metazoa; Chordata; Actinopteri; Cypriniformes; Leuciscidae. Gene Ontology annotation, cellular component: cytoplasm; heterotrimeric G-protein complex. Gene Ontology annotation, molecular function: signaling receptor complex adaptor activity; protein binding. The record is from RefSeq and is a predicted model, not a curated record.